This is a messenger RNA of Meleagris gallopavo (turkey), 4947 nucleotides long. NCBI's taxonomy places the organism in Eukaryota, Metazoa, Chordata, Aves, Galliformes, Phasianidae. The record is from RefSeq and is a predicted model, not a curated record.
AGUAAAUUUUCUUCCCUUUGUAGGAGAAGAUUAAGCGUAUCCAGCAAAUCAGAAUGGAGAAAGAACUUCGAGCUCAACAAAUUUUAGAGGCAAAAAAGAAGAAGAAAGAAGAAGCAGCAAAUGCUAAAUUGCUGGAGGCUGAAAAACGAAUAAAGGAAAAAGAGAUGCGAAGGCAACAAGCUGUUCUUCUCAAGCACCAGGAGUUGGAGAGGCAUAGACUAGAUAUGGUAUGGGAACGAGAGAGGAGAAGACAACAUAUGAUGCUUAUGAAAGCCAUGGAAGCACGUAAAAAAGCAGAAGAAAAAGAGCGAUUGAAGCAAGAGAAACGUGAUGAAAAAAGGUUGAAUAAAGAACGUAAACUAGAACAGCGAAGACUGGAACUAGAAAUGGCGAAAGAGCUGAAGAAGCCUAAUGAAGAUAUGUGCUUAGCAGACCAGAAGCCUUUGCCAGAACUGCCUCGCAUCCCAGGCCUUGUUCUGUCUGGAAGCACUUUUUCAGAUUGUCUCAUGAUCGUACAGUUCUUGCGUAACUUUGGUAAAGUUCUUGGCUUUGACGUGAAUACGGAUGUGCCUUCCCUGAGUACUCUUCAAGAAGGUUUGCUGAACAUAGGAGACAGCAGAGGAGAAGUACAGGACUUGCUUGUAAAGCUUGUCUCUGCAGCUGUUUGUGAUCCAGGACUUGUUACGGGAUACAAGGCUAAAACUAUUCUUGGGGAGCACUUACUGAAUGUUGGCAUCAAUCGAGAUAACGUGUCUGAGAUUUUGCAGAUAUUUAUGGAGGCUCAUUGUGGGCAAACUGAGCUUACAGAGAGCUUGAAGACAAAAGCUUUUCAGGCACAUACUCCAGCUCAGAAAGCAGCAGUGCUAGCUUUCCUUGUCAAUGAGUUAGCUUGCAGCAAAAGUGUAGUCAGUGAAAUUGAUAAAAAUAUUGAUUAUAUGUCGAACUUAAGGAGAGAUAAAUGGAUGGUUGAAGGCAAACUUCGGAAUCUUAGAAUCAUUCAUGCAAAAAAAACUGGCAAAAGAGAUGCUACAGGAGGUGGUGAAGUAGGAGAGGAGCCGCAUUCUUUGGAAACAUCGACACCAGGCCGCAAACGGAGACGAAAGGGUGGGGAUAGUGAUUAUGAUGAUGAUGACGAUGAUGAUAGUGAUGAUCAGGCAGAUGAGGAUGAUGAGGAUGAAGAGGACAAAGAAGAGAAAAAAGGAAAGAAGGCAGAAGUUUGUGAGGAUGAGGAUGAUGGAGACCAGACAGCAAGUGUUGAAGAACUAGAGAAGCAGAUUGAAAAACUGACAAAGCAACAAAGCCAGUACAGAAAGAAGUUAUUUGAAGCCUCACAUUGUUUGCGUUCAAUGAUGUUUGGUCAGGAUCGUUACAGGCGCCGGUAUUGGAUUCUGCCCCAGUGUGGUGGCGUUUUUGUGGAAGGCAUGGAAAGCGGCGAAGGUCUAGAAGAAAUUGCAAAAGAAAAAGAGAAGUUAAAAAAUGUAGAAAGCAUGCAUAUAAAAGAAGAGAUAUUUGAGAUAUCAGAAGAAAAAAUAAGCUGUUUAAAUACAACUCACUGUGAGCAAAAGGAAGAUCUGAAAGAAAGGGACAGCACUAAUUUGUUUUUACAAAAGCCUGGGUCAUUUUCAAAACUAAGCAAACUGUUAGAGGUUGCAAAAAUGCCACCUGAGUCUGAUGUUACACCCCAAAAACCUAAUAGUGGUGCAGCAAAUGGUUGCACUCCAUCUUAUCAAAAUACCUCCCAAAACUCUCUGUGCAGUCUUCAACCCAGCGUAUCACAAAGCAGCAACGAGAAGUCCGAUUCUAAUAACCUUUUCAGUCCUGUUGCAAGCGGGACAGGAAAGUUUUAUAGUUCUCCAUUAAUUCCAAGUGAUCAGUUGUUAAAGCCUCUUACUGAGAAGAACAGACAAUGGUUCAGCCUUUUGCCAAGAGUACCCUGUGAUGACAUGUCAGUUACCCAUGUAGAUACACCACCUACUGCAACUUCACUUACUCCUCAGUCACAUCCACCAUCAAAAUCGCCUUCACCUGUUCCAUCACCUCUUCUGGGCUCAACCUCUGCACAGAGUCCGAUGGGAUUAAGUCCUUUUGCAUUGCCACCACUGCAGCAGAUGAAGCCUGGACUACCUGUCAUGGGACUUCAGUUUUGUGGAUGGCCUACAGGAGUUCUUACUUCAAAUGUUCAAUUUUCAUCUCCUUUACCUACUAUUGGAUCAGGGUUGGGGUUACCAGAAGGGAACAGUAACUCAUUCUUGACAUCUAGUGUUCCUACAAGUAAAAGUGAAUCACCAGCACUGCAGACUGAGAAAACAGCUUCUGCCACCUGUGCAGCCGUGGAAGUGGCCAAGCCAGUAGAUCACCCAAACCCAAAACCAAUACCAGAAGAAAUGCAGUAUGGGUGGUGGAGGAUUACUGAUCCUGAAGACCUAAAGUCUUUGCAUAAAGUGCUGCAUCUCAGGGGAAUAAGAGAAAAAGCCUUACAAAAACAAAUACAGAAACACAUGGACUAUAUCACUCUGGUCUGCAUCAAAAAUAAGGAUGUUGCAAUUAUUGAUAUCAAUGAAAAUGAAGAUAACCAGGUAACUCGAGAUGUUGUGGAAAACUGGUCAGUAGAAGAACAAGCAAUGGAGGUGGACCUUGCUAUUCUUCAGCAGGUGGAAGAUCUAGAGAGGAGAGUUGCAUCAGCUAGUUUGCAAGUUAAGGGCUGGCUGUGUCCUGAACCUGCAUCAGAAAGAGAAGACUUGGUAUAUCAUGAACAUAAGUCAAUUAUUAGAUUGCACAAGAAGCACGAUGGAGAUAGUGCUGGAGGCGGAGAAGGCAGUACCAGCUCUCUAGAGCGGAAGAGUGACAACCCUCUAGAUAUAGCUGUAACCAGGCUUGCUGACUUGGAGCGGAACAUAGAGCGAAGGUAUCUGAAGAGCCCCUUAAGUACCACCAUUCAGAUCAAACUGGAUAAUGUGGGCACAGUUACUGUCCCUGCUCCUGCACCAUCCAUUAGUGGUGAUGGUGACGGAACUGAAGAGGAUAUUGCUCCAGGGCUAAGGGUAUGGAGAAAGGCGUUGUCAGAAGCACGAAGUGCUGCACAGGUAGCUCUGUGCAUUCAGCAAUUACAGAAAUCGAUAGCAUGGGAAAAAUCUAUUAUGAAAGUUUACUGCCAAAUAUGUCGAAAGGGAGAUAAUGAGGAACUGCUGCUGCUUUGUGAUGGUUGCGAUAAAGGCUGUCAUACCUACUGCCACAGACCCAAGAUCACUACCAUACCAGAUGGAGACUGGUUUUGUCCUGCCUGCAUAGCAAAGGCAAGUGGUCAAUCUCUAAAAUUAAAAAAACUUCAAAUAAAAGGAAAAAAAAGUAAUGAACAAAAGAGAGGCAGGAAAUUACCAGGAGAUACAGAAGAUGAAGACUCUGCGACUACUAGCGCCUCAUUAAAAAGAGGAAAAACAGACCCUAAGAAAAGGAAAAUGGAUGAAAGUGUUUCUGUAAGCCAAGGAAAGCAAGAAAAUUUCACUGCUAUAAAGAAACCUAAAAGAGAUGAUUCCAAGGACCUGGCUAUAUGCAGCAUGAUUCUCUCAGAAUUGGAAACUCAUGAGGAUGCUUGGCCUUUCUUACUUCCUGUAAACUUGAAACUUGUUCCCGGUUAUAAGAAAGUUAUUAAAAAGCCUAUGGACUUUUCCACCAUUAGAGACAAGCUAACUAGUGGACAGUACCCUAAUGUUGAAGCGUUUUCGCUAGAUGUCAGGCUUGUUUUUGACAACUGUGAAACCUUUAAUGAAGAUGAUUCUGACAUAGGCAGGGCUGGCCACAACAUGAGGAAAUAUUUUGAAAAGAAAUGGACAGAGAUUUUCAAAUUGAGCUGAAGUUACCAGAACUCAUUUUUCCCCUUAAAUGAGGACUGAUAAGACCAGCAAUGUGAACAUGAAAGUGCAAGGCUCCUGCGUAACUAAUGACUGUUCUUCUUCCUUAGAAGUAUCACAAAAAAGUGAUAUUAGUUCUAAAGGCUUCACUCCUACAGCAACCAUGGCCCCUUGGUUCUUGGUUUGUAUGUUUUAACAAACUAAUUUAGGUAGAACAGGGAAGCACACCCAAAGAAUUUCAAAGAAAGGGGUGUUAUAGUGCAAUAGCAAUUUAAAAUAUAUCAAAACGCACUGAAUAUUCAACCACCAGAGCUCUACUCGGGAAAAUGGUUCUUUUUCCCUUCCAAUAAAUAUCUAUUUUUCAUUUUUUUACUUUGUAGUUUAUUUUUAGUGAAUGUAUUUAAUUUUAUGAAUUAUUUAUGAUUAUACAGCAUCCAGAAUCUUCGUUUUCUGUGAAAAGGAAGAAUUAGAAAAUUGCUUUAAAUCUUGAAAAUACAACAAGGAAUGUUUUAAAAUGUAAAACAAAGCCAAGUAAAACUGUUUACACUGAUGUGCUGUAAAAGCACUAAAAAUAAACUUUACUGUAGAGUUACAAGUACAUUUAUAUAUAUGUUGCUGCAUCACUUGUGUAGUUAAAUUGUAUUUCAAGACAGUGAAGAAAAAUUGAGACUUGUAUAUACUGUUCAUUAUUGUUUAUAUUAAGUCUUGUUUUAAAUAUGUAUGAUGUGUACAUAUUGUUUGCAGAUAUUAUUGUUUAUGCCUUAGGAAGACAGUAGCAUUUUAUUUUAGUCUUAAGGUAACUAUAGCUAUAUGGCUUGUACAGUAAUUAUCCUCUACCAACACUGUGGAGUCUCCUUAAUCUUGGUAGUGCCUGCCUUUAAAAACAGGGUGUAGGGGAUAUUAGUUUUCCAUUUUUCUAUUUUGUUACAUAAUUUCAAGCCACCACAGCCUCAAUUUCAAGUAUGAUCAUUUGUAUCCACAUGGAAUAAAAUUGUGACAAUUUCCUAGCGCACACAGUAUUUUUUCAUAGAAACAUUUUCCUCCAUUUGCCUUGCCACAGAAAUAACAACAAAACAAAACAAAACAAAAACAAAAAAAA